Messenger RNA from Triticum aestivum (bread wheat), 4369 nucleotides. Its product is annotated as putative disease resistance protein RGA4. Gene Ontology annotation, molecular function: ADP binding. The record is from RefSeq and is a predicted model, not a curated record. Bases 153 to 3563 code for a protein of 1136 amino acids. The transcript is spliced from 4 exons. Lineage: Eukaryota; Viridiplantae; Streptophyta; Magnoliopsida; Poales; Poaceae.
ACUGCUUCUUCCUGCUUGGGUUGGGAAUUAUCCAUCCCCACCCGAGCACCCGCCGGCCGCCGCGACCGCAUCUCCGCCUUUCCUGCCGGUCCAGCUCCAAGCCGCUGCCUUCUUCUCUCCCGAUCUCGCUCGCUGUCGCAGGGUUCCAAAUCAUGAUGUCUGCAGCUGUAGAGCAGAUAGCUGGUGGUUUCUCAUCUGCAGUUAUUCAACGUGUUGUUGACAAGACAAUGGACUUCCUCGAGAGCAACUACAAUGUAAGCCAUGCUACUGAAGAGCUUCUGACCAAACUCCGCACAAGCCUCACCGUCGUGAAGGCCAUAACCGAGGUGGCUGACAACCAGCUUAUCGUCAGCACUAGUCUUACCAACUGGUUGAGGAACCUCCACAGUGCUGCCUAUGAAGCGGAGGAUGUGCUUGACAGAUUUGAUUGUCAUGAGAUAGUUGCCGGAAAGCGCAAGGUGAGUGAGCUCAUUUCAUCAUCCGUCAGGGCCCUCAAAAGUUUGAUUGUGCCUGAUGAGAGUAUGAAAAGGCUUGAAUGUGUUGUGCAAAAGCUAGACCACCUUUGUGCAACGUCCAACACAUUUGUUGAGCUAAUGAAGCAGAGUAAUUUAACCACCAUGAAGGAGGAAGGAAUUCGGAGAGAGACUACUUCUCGUGUUCCAGUUGAUGUCAAGGUGUUUGGCCGCGAUGAAGUUCUAGAGUUGAUACUGAAAAUUAUUUUGGGUUCAUCUAGCUCUGAACCAGAAUCCAGCAGCUUAAGAGCAAAACUUGGGGCAAGGUACUGCGUUGGCGGUGUUGAUGUCGUCCCAAUUGUUGGUAUGAGUGGGGUUGGGAAGACAACCCUUGCUCAAAUUAUUUACAAUCAUGAAAAUGUGAAGCUUUACUUUAAGCACAGAGCAUGGGUGUAUGUUUCAAAACACUUCAGCAUGAAAAGGACAUUGCAAGAGAUGUUGUGCUCUUUUAAAGGAAAUGAUUCGUCUUUUGACUACACUGAUAGUUUGGAAACAAUUGUCAACAAUAUUCAAAAUGUCUUCCACCCUGAAGAAAGGUUCCUUCUUGUGCUGGACAGUGUUUGGGAUGAGAUGUGUGACCAGUGGAGUAGUUUGCUUACUGCCAUAGCUCGUGAAGUGCCAGGAAGUGUAGUUGUUGUCACAACACAAAGCAAAAGGGUUGCCGAUACAGUGGCGACAAUAUGUCAAGUUCCACUAGCACCUUUGCCAUGGGAGAGUUUUUGGCCAGUGUUCCAGUAUUAUGCAUUUGGCACAAGCAAUGUUGUGGUUGAGAACAAUCCGACUCUUUUGUUUAUUGGUGAGAAAAUAGCAAGAAAACUAGAGGGUCUUCCAUUAGCAGCAAAAGUAAUGGGAAAUCUAUUGAGGUCUAGAUUAACUAUAGACCAGUGGAGAAGCAUCCUGGAGAGUGAUUGGUGGGACCGGAGUGACGUUUUAUGUGAAAUCCUUCCAUACAUGGGAAUUAGUUAUCAAGAUCUACACCCUAGACAGAGGCAGAGCUUUGCUUUCUGUUCGAUCUUUCCACAGAACUACUUGUUUGAUAAGGAUAGAUUGGUCAGUAUGUGGAUUUCUCAUGAUUUCAUCCAACACAGUGGAUUUGAUGGAACUAGAUUAGAGGAUAUCGGAGAUCAGGUUUUUGAUGAACUUGUACAAAGAUCAUUUUUUCAGUCUACAUUCGACAACAAGAGGUACACUAUGCACGAUCUAGUAAGGGCUCUUGCAAUUGCUGUUUCUUCAUAUGAAUGCUUCUUCCACAAAGAGACCUCCCAGAGAGCAUCACCAACUGUUCGCCACUUGGCUCUGCAAGUUGGCAAUCAAAUGCAAAUUCAUGAACUCAACAAGUAUAAGAAUCUGCGGACAAUCUUAUUGUUUGGCCAUUGUGACAGUAAUGCAAUUUGUGAUGUUGUGGACAAUAUGUUGGUCAACUCAAGAAGCAUUCGAGUGUUAGACUUGUCUCAUUUGGAGGUGAUGACGAAUAUGCUGCCUAGCAUUGCAUCCUUGAGAAAUUUGAGGUUCUUAGAUCUUUCUUUCACAAGAUUCAGCAAUUUGCGCAACUUCCCUUGCAAUCUUCAAGUUUUAUACCUCCGUGGAUAUGCUCGCAAUACUAUUCCUCAAACCAUCAACAUGCUUGCCAACUUACGGCACUUGUAUGUUGAUGCUACAGCUCUCUCUCUGAUUCCUGGUAUUGGGCAGCUAAGUCAACUUCAAGAAUUGGAGAACUUCAGUGCUGGAAAGAGAAAUGGAUUCAUGAUAAGUGAGUUGAAGUACAUGCAAGAGUUAUCUGGGAAACUUUGCAUCAGUAACAUCCACAUCAUCAAGAACAAACAUGAGGCAAUGGAUGCCAAUAUGAUUGAGAAGAAGCACCUUGAGGCCUUGGAGUUGAAGGGGAGAAAUGUAUCCAAAGAUGUACUUGAAGGAUUGCAGCCACACCCUAAUCUGCAAGAGCUCAUGAUCGAAGGUUACGGGGCCACAAGUUUCCCGAGCUGGAUGUUAGAAGCUCACCUCUUUACAAAACUAAAGUCCCUUUAUGUUGGAAAUUGCCGACAUCUAGUUGUACUUCCACCAUUUGGAAAGAUCACUUCACUCAAGCAUCUCACUCUAAAUAACUUGCCGUCAGUGAAGCAAGUUGAUGGAACAUCUUUUGAUUGUUUCCCAAAUUUGGAAGACUUAAAAGUUUCUUUGAUGACAUCAUGGACAAACUGGUCACAUGCAGAAAGUGAUCAUGGCCCUCUACUUCAACGCGUCACAAGGUUUGAACUUCAUGAUUGCCCUUUGCUGAAAGAAGUGCCUUAUCUAUCAUUCAUGUCUUCGCUGUCAGAACUUGACAUCUCGGUUUGUGGAGACUUUGUCAAGGCACUGCCACAAUAUGUACAACUCUUGACACAUCUCAAAAAAUUAAGCAUGUCUUUCUGCGAUCACACACUCCUACUCUCUGGGCAACACUUGAAGUCACUUGAGUAUCUAUAUCUUAGAAAAUGUGGAGGGCUGCGUUUGAUUGAUGGGUUACACUGUUUCCCCAACCUCAGGAAAGUUAAUGUUUAUGGUUGCCCCAACAUUCUUACUGAAUUCUCCGACCAAUCAACUAUACAAGAUGAGCAGAGUGGACUUCGACUGACCAAUAUGGUUACAGAUUACAGCUUGUUCAAUAGAAAUUGUUUUCUGCCUUCGGUGCGAGAUCUGCUCAUCGCUUAUAUAGAUGACCUUUAUUUUACCCCAGAGCAGGAGGAAUGGUUUGAACAGCUAAUCUCUGUCGAAAAAAUCGAGUUUGGUUUCUGUAAUUUUCUGGAACGGCUCCCUACUACACUAGCAAGACUUACCUCAUUAACAAUACUUCAUCUCAAAUGGACAAGACCAGUUUUCCUGGAAGGAGUUGUACCACAGAACCUCCAAGAAUUGGUCAUGAAUGGCUUUUCGGGUGAGACAGAAAACAAUUUCAAACCUGGAGGAUCAGAAUGGGUAAACAUUUCCCAUGUUCCAUAUAUUCGGCUUAAUGACAAGACAGUCCAAAAUCUGUCAGUUAAUGCUGCCUCAUCAUCCUCAAACCACCAAAGUUAAGCAAUGAUUUAUCUGUUCUCCUUGGCUGCCUCCGUGUUAAAAAUAAUAUCUCUUGUUUUGGAAAGCAUGCUUGGGACAUGGUGAGUUAAAGAUGGUAAACUCCAUGCAUGCUCACUGUCACUUGGCCAGCACAGAUGGCGUGUGAAUAAAUUUGCUGGCUGGUGCAGAGUGCAUCCAGGAAAGUCAGUAGUUCUUGAGGAAGCUGUGGAAGAAAAAGGAGGAGAAUGACAGCAUGCGGUUCAUGAAGGGCACCGAGGAGUGGCAGGAUUCUGUUCCGGGCCUUCUCUGCUGCUGUGUGCUCUCUGACUCCGAUGUUGAGGAGGAGCUGGUUGAGGCUAUCGGCGCCGAGGAUAUAUGGGGGAGACCAUGCUUACCAAGGUUGUGCGCAGCAAGGCGUUUGAUCGGGAUUGCGCCAUUGAUGGUGGAGGAUGCGCUGGAGCAGCUGGAGGACGUUGAUCAUGACUUGGUGCAUGCGCCCCUACUUGAGAGGAAUGAGCGGCUACACCGAUAAGCUGAUCUGCGUUUGCUUUCCUCCAUGGAAGAAGAGUUUGUUGUGCACAUACACGCAUGAAUAAAGGGAGAUACUACUACUCCGUUUGUUUUUAUAUAAGACGUUUUCGACAGUUUGCUUUGAAUUGUUUUAGGCACUGUCUGAACUGUCUAAAACGUCUUAUAUAAAAGUGAACAGAGGAAGUACUAGAUAGAAAUUCAACUGAACGAGUGGUGUACGUGUGGUGCAGUGCAAGCAAUCGAGAUAAACAGCAGAGGCAAGAUGGAGGAUUAAUUCAGACACAUCGCCAAUCCAC